AUGGCUGCUUUUAUUUUUGUAAAGCUUUAGUGUGAUAUAUAUGUUAAUUCUCUGGACUGUAUUCAUCUAAUCCUUGAAAGGUUAUAAGAGCCUAAUAAAGUAGACCAUGAAGAAAAACAGUAGAAUUUAGAGAUGUGUCAUAAUAAUAUCAAGAAACAUUUACAAUAAUUCCAACUGAAGAUAAGGAGUGGCUGCAUUUGUAAUAAGAUUUUCAAUGCAUAAAGACUAAGCUAAAUUAAUUGCAUGGAUGAGAUGGUUUAUAUGAUGGAUACAGGAGAAAUAAGUAGAGUCGGACUAUGUUAGCUGUAUUAUAGUAGAUAGACAGAGGAAUUACAAUUUAAUAGGAGAGCAAUAUCAUAACCUUUCUGUUGUUUAUUGUUUUAGGUUGCCGUUCAAAUAAGUAGUUAAAUGUCCUUGAUCAUAAGAUAUUAAAGCACAAGAAGAAUCUGUAUAUUUUCAUCAAUUAUAGCAUCUACACUGUCGGCAGUGCAAAAACUCAAAGAACAAGCAUCAUAUUAUGAACAACUAGUUCCAACAGGGUAUCCCAAUCUAUAGUUCUUCAUUCUAAGGAGCCUAGCAAAAAAUGAACAAUAUUCUCAGCAUAGAUAUUCGCGUAUAGUGUACAAAUUGUAUCAGAUACUCGUCUUAAUACACUAGGAAGGCUGAAAAUAUUAAAUUGUCAGAUAUUUUUAUAGGCUUUUUGCUUCAGAAAUAAGGUAUUCAACUAUUUAUAGAGUAAUUUCAAUAAGAGAAUAUUUAAUAUCCAUCACUAGUAUCGAAUGCAAUACACUCAGUAUCUUUCUAGUAAAUUAGAAAUUCAAGAAGUGUUUUAGCAUAGCCAACACUAAAUUAUAUACAAGUGAAGGCAUUUCUAUAUACCUCUAUCAAGAAUUGAUUUUCUCUAAGGUAACAGAAAUAGCUGAUAAGAUACAUUAUUUUUAAGUUGAUACAGCAUGAUUUGAUUUUUUGUAAUAUGAGAAGUAUGACAAGAGAAUUGAGAUUUAG
Molecule: messenger RNA, 1005 nt
Organism: Paramecium octaurelia
Lineage: Eukaryota; Ciliophora; Oligohymenophorea; Peniculida; Parameciidae
Source: the annotation of a GenBank genome assembly